This is a messenger RNA of Odocoileus virginianus texanus, 681 nucleotides long. The record is from RefSeq and is a predicted model, not a curated record. NCBI's taxonomy places the organism in Eukaryota, Metazoa, Chordata, Mammalia, Artiodactyla, Cervidae.
GAAGAUGAAGCUGUCCAGUGCCAUCCCUUGGGUCUUGCUGCUCAGCACAGCCACAGUGGAUUCAUUAGACUGGCUCCCCCGGAAUACUAACUGCGGGGGAAUCCUCAAAGAAGAGUCUGGAGUGAUCGCCACCUAUUACGGACCGGAAACUAACUGUGUCUGGACUAUCCAGAUGCCACAAGAGUACCAAGUUAGGGUGACUAUCCAGAACCUCCACCUCAAUUGUGAUAAAGAGUCCCUGGAGAUUAUAGAUGGGCUGCCAGGAUCUUCUGUCUUAGGGAAGAUUUGUGAAGGUUCACUCCUGGACUAUAGAUCUUCUGCCAAUAUCAUGACUGUCAAGUACAUCAGAAAGCCUGACCACCCAACUUCUUCCUAUGAAGUGUUAUACUUUCAGGAUCCACAAGCUUAGUGAUCUCUGCUCAGGCUUGAGUGGACAAAUGUUGCAAAAGAGAACAACAUUCCUUGAAGACCCUCUGGAAUCAGCUGCCCACAAGGAGAGGCAUCUUCUGAUCACCUGUCUAAUCACACCUGCUGCUCUCACCCUGUCACCUCCAUCCUUUCCAGCUCCCAGUCUCCUAACUGCAGAAAGAUUCCUUAUUAUUGGGCUUUAGAUUGUUGCCAGUCUUGUGGUUAGUUCCUUCUAUUUAUCACUAUAAUCAUUUUGAAUAAAGUCUCUUUACC